Messenger RNA from Owenia fusiformis, 1811 nucleotides. NCBI's taxonomy places the organism in Eukaryota, Metazoa, Annelida, Polychaeta, Sabellida, Oweniidae. The record is from the annotation of a GenBank genome assembly.
UUGAUUUCUCUUGAGACGAGACGACUCCGAGCUGAGAUACUCCGAGCGUGUGAAUCGUUCAAGAGCAGAGGUUUUUAUCGAGAAGUGGCGACUCCCGAGCAGAGGUUGCUCCAGAGCCUGGACCCCUUCCAGAGACAGAGUUUGUGUCUGAGCCAAAGUUACACUACCGGAACUGAGGUGCUCCAAGAGACACAGAGUUUGCAUUGUUCUCUUAAGACGAGACGACUCCGAGCUAAGAUACUCCGAGCGUGUGAAUCUUGUUCAAGAGCAGAGGUUUUUCCCGAGAAGUGGCGACUCCCAAGCAGAGAGUGCUCUAGAGGCUGGUACUCUUCCAAGAGAGAGAGUUUGCGUGGUUUCCCCAGAGACGAAGUGACUCCCGGAGCUGAGGCUUGUACGAACUCAGAGACAGUGGUGGAGCAAGUAAUACGAGAUCUGGGACAACAAAUAUGCCUCAACCACAGUGCGAGCUCUGAGCUGACAGGUUAUAUUGAAUGGGCAGGACUGAGGAAAUUUGACAUUACCGACUGCAAGCAAGACAAAUUAGGUUCACAGUAUAUGGGUAAAAUUAGUAGGACUGUUAACGGCAUACCAUGUCAACGUUGGGAUUCCCAAAGCCCGCAUUCUCAUGGAAUAACAACUGUUCCGGAUGGUUCUUUGGCAGCUGCAGAUAACUUUUGCAGAAAUCCUGAUAAUGAAACCGGUGGGCCGUGGUGCUAUACUACAGAUCCUAAUGAAAGAUGGGACUAUUGUGGGGUUCCGUUAUGUACAGUGGACGUGAACGACUGCAAGCAAGACAAGUUGGGUACACAGUACAUGGGUAAAAUAAGUGUGACUGUUAACGGCAGACAAUGUCAGCGUUGGGAUUCCCAAAGUCCACAUUCUCAUUCGAUAACAACUGUGCCGUUUGGCUCUUUAGCAGCUUCAGAAAACUUUUGCAGAAAUCCCGAUGGUGAAAGUCGUGGGCCAUGGUGCUAUACUACAGAUCCCAAUGAAAGAUGGGAAUACUGUGAGGUUCCUUUUUGCACAGUAGACACACUCGACUGCAAGUAUGACAUUUUGGGUGCAGGGUACGUUGGUGAAGUUAGUAGGACUGUGAAUGGCAUACCAUGUCAACGUUGGGAUUCCCAAAGCCCGCAUUCUCAUGGAAUAGCAACUGUUCCGGAUGAUUCUUUGGCAGCUGCAGAAAACUUUUGCAGAAAUCCUGAUAAUGAAAGUGGUGGGCCAUGGUGCUAUACUACAGAUCCUAAUAAAAGAUGGGAAUAUUGUGGGGUUCCGUUAUGCACAGGUGAGAUUUGGUGUAAACCAGGUGCAUUUGGAAAACUGUACACGGGCAAGAUUAACAUUACUUCCGAUGGUAAAGAAUGUCAACGUUGGGACUCCAAGAGCCCUCAUAAUCAUGCACAAGACGGCACGGGUUUUCUAGAGAUCUCUCUAGCAGCUGCAGAAAACUAUUGCAGAAAUCCCGAUGGCGAGCCAGGUGGGCCAUGGUGUUACACGACAGAUCCAAAUCAAAAAUGGGACUACUGCGAUGUUCCUAUUUGUGGAGGUGACAAUUUAUGUGACGUAAAUUGCUACCUUAAAGAUUCAUAUGGUUCUCGAAGGUCGGCGUUCUUUCCCGAUGGCACUCUGUGUAGCGAGCGUGACACCGACGCUACGGAGAUAUCCAUGUGUGUAGAGGGAUACUGCAAGGCGUUUUCUUUGGCAUAAGAACGAGUUGUAUCAACGCCUCUUAGAUACAAGGGAACAAAGCUUAACAAUAUUGUAUCAAUGUUAAAUGUGACUGAAUAAAGAUUUUACUGUUUAGAAUGCAA